AUGACCUCAGGAUACUCCUAUAAGCUCUCUAGGUGGGGUUGUGUUGAAGUCUGGGCGCAGAAGCAUUUGGCCAAUUUUCACAUGCCAUCGAUUUCGCCACGGCGCAGUGCUGCCACCGCAGCAGCGGCUAAGCCUGCUUCGGCCCGUGGAGGUACGUCAAAGGCCUCCGGAGAGACCCAAGACGAGCUCGCUCUGGACGAGGGUCGUUGGAGCCUCUUUGAUGCGGUGCGCCACUUGACCACUGUCACCGAAGCCAGUCACCAUAGCCGAGUUCUGAUGGCUAUCAGCUAUUCGAAUCCAGAUUCCAAACCUGAGCAUCUCAUAGAGAGGUUCCAAGAAGGGCUCAUGAAAUGGUUGCAAGGUCGUCAGAACAUCAAGGCGCAGCGACUGAGGGAUGGACAGGAGCCCGAGCCUCUGAGUCAUAUGGACGAGUACGGCGCGGUGUCGGGCCUCGUCCUCCCUUGCUCAUACGAAGUGGACUCGGGGGCCCAUCAGUUCUGGAUCCUCAUGCUUCUGGAAGGGUCCAACCCGGCUCUGGCAAGGACGGCGGAAUGGGCUGAGACCUUCGCUGUGGAGUCACCCAGUGAGAACAGCCGGCCCAAGGUUGGCAUACUGAUGUUCUCCGAACUCCGUACAACCCAGCUCUUGCAAGGCCUCCACUUUUGCUCUAUGCAGCCACUCGAAGGCACUCCUCUUAGAGGGGAGGACAAGAAUGCCUUGGUCGACGCUGCACACGAGCAAGAUAAGGUCUCCAGUGCUCUGUGGAUCAUCUAUCGGAACAUGCUGACCCUCGUGCAGAAGGCUUCGGAAAGUGUAAGUGGAAGCCCCUCUUCUGUGGAGCUGUACAAUUACGUUAUGGAGAACACAGGGCUGCUUCCUUCUCCUGAGGCUAUGGCGGUCAUUGACACACUGGCAGACGAAUACAUUUUGAGAUCUGCUGGUUGGCGUCACCCCAACUGUCACCACGCUGGAGGAGGAUCUUUGCUGGCCAAUGGCUCCACAAUUGAUAUACUGACAUCAUCACUAAUGACUCCCAUGCCCUUUCUCGUGACCUUCAUGAACAUCUUGCGUUCUCCUGCCCUACAUGCUUCUCGUAUAGAGAUUGCCUUAUUGAUCGGCCGGUCCAUGCCAGGGAGGAGCAUAGCCCUCAGUAGGCGACGGGCCAUCGAGCAGCCCGUGGUGGCAGUAGUCAGCAGAGUAGGCGGCAACAGCCCAGUCACACAGGAGGACCAUAGUGGUGCGAUCGUGGAUGUUCCUAAUGAUCCUUCUAUGCCCACCAUAGUCUCUCCUGGGGGCCCACCUAGUGCAACGGUAGCCGGGAACGGCCAAUUAGUCCAGCGAGACGAAGCCGCAGUGGAGGUGACGAGGGAGGACAAGUGGCGGCAGCGAGUACCAUUUCGGAACCCCAUGGAAAUGCAUGUCCUUGCAGUACAGAAGCUGGCCAGUGGCUGUGCAGGCUCCUGGACGGUCGGCUCAGCACCGGUGGGUGGAAGCGGACGAGUGAAUCUCCUCGAUGAGGUCGAUUGGGGAAGAGUCCCUCCUACCUGGGAAGGGCUAAAGCCCACGACUUUGAAGAUGGCAGAAAAUCUAACUGUUCGACAGAUAGCCAUACUCCUCAAUGCGUAUGCUAAAGCAGGAAUGGGGGACCGGCAGGUGUUCUAUACCCUCACCCAGCACUUUUCCGCACGGUUGGGUUCCUCACCGAAGUCGAUACUCGGCGUUCGGCCUCAGGAUGUCGGGCUGGUUGCUCAUGCCUGCCAAAAGGUACAGUUCAAGAACGAAUUCCUCUUCACUAAACUGCGAAAAGUGGUGGUUCGAAUGGUAAAACAGAAUCGAGAGAUCUCACCCCAGACACUUUCGCUCAUCCUUACGGGAUUCGUCAAACUCAAAUUCAUAGGCGAUGGCGAGCUCCUGCAUAGUUUGGGCACCGCAGCUUUGCGAGUCCUUAACCAAUUCACGAUUCGAGACUCCGCUGUAUUAAUGAUGACCUUCAGUCAAGCGUGUCCACUUGAUGAGCGCAGUAGGGACGUCUUCAUGCAAGUAUACCAAGCACGAGAUCGUAGCGGUCAGCUUGAGAACAUAGCGGCAACGGUGCCUAUCAUGGUCUCCCUAGCCAACUUAGCGACCUGGCAACCUGAACUCGCAAUGAGCCUGCUGCGAGAUGACAGUAGUGUGGCUGAAGCCUUCGCUGCCGCGGUAUCGUCCUGUGCGAUCAUCCACUUGGCCAACGGUGUUCAAGCCCUGGCUAGUCUAGCUGCUGGUGGUUUCCUGCCUCCCUCUGUCGACAUCAAGGCGAUAUUCAAAGCGACUUCUGACCGGCUCUGCGCAGAUCUCGAUGUGAAGCUCCCUCAAAGUGCCAUAGUACAGCUGAGUGCCGCCUUUACGAAACUAGGGGGGAUCGGCUGGCAGGAUAUCUUCACUCGUAUUCUCAAAGAUUCCAUCGGCCUGGAUCUCACUUCUGCGGUUGCGGUGUUCCAUGGUUUGGCUGGACAGAACAUGAGUGAGAAAGCAUGGAUAGAAAGAGAGAUUCUCAACAGGCUCGACGCGGUGAGGUUGAAGGACGCCCAGACAACGUGCAUGCUCCUCUAUGGCUUAGCCAAGCUGGAUAUGGCAGUGGAGGCGGCUAGGGUGUGUCGACAGGUCAACGAAAGGAUCCUGCGGGGACUAGGCGUGCAAGGUCUGAGCAACCUGGUAUAUGGCAUGGCCUCCGUUUGGCACACGUGCGGGCUGAGUCAAGAGGAGCAGGAUGCAGUAGCCAGCGUGCUGACAAUGGGAAUCGAUAGGCUCUCCAUUGUUGGCACUGAGGAUGAUCAGCAACGAUCCUCAAUAGAGAUAGCUGGUCAGCUCCGUGUCGUCGUCCAGCUGUCUAUGGCCUCACUCGCCGAGUCGAUCAGCAUGGAUUUGCUACUGUGGAUCGGUCGGCUCAUACAAUGGUCCUCAUGUCAGAAGCCAAACAGUGUGAAGUCCAGUUUCUUCCAUAGAGAAGUUGCCACCAGCAUGAGAGGAGUUAUUCUGGACUCCUUCGAAGUUAGCAUGGCGUCUACUGCGGAGUCGACAGCGACAUCUGGAGGCCCCCCGAUAGACACUUUCAGCGGUCCUGCCUUCGGCUUCCUGGCUAAUCACUACGAGUCAUCAGUCCGAGGUUUCUGUCCGGGUCGGGACGAGACGACUUCCUUCGCAGAAUUUCCGACGGCCGCUUCUGCCAUCAAUGCGAUGCGAGAGGGAUUGGAUCCCGACGUGUGGAAGAAGUGCAGACUGAAGAUUGUCAUCACCGUUUUGCGGGACAAGUUCGCAAGGCAUCCGGAGCUGGCUGAUGAGUUGGUCGCUACAGGCAAGCGGAGUCUGCUCUUCGACUGCAGUCCCGACGACUCCCAAGCUCUCGAACGCCAAGGUCUACCUCCGGACGAAGGAGCUUUCUGGGGAUGCAGUAGAGACACCGGUUCCCUCAGAGGCCAGAACCAGCUCGGCCGCAUGCUUUCUACUAUCCGGACAGACAUACAAGACUCGCCGGACACAGCACGCUUGCUAUGGCUCCACGCUGUUAUGAACGUGGUCAAGCAAGACACAGCGUCACCAAUUCGACUGACCGAGGUGAAAGAAGGCCGUUCUGUUGCUACACACAAUGUCGGCAACGCUGUGUGUACUUUAGGAAAGGUGGAAACUUGCGAUGUUAUUGCUUUGCAUCCAUCAACAUCUAGGCAUCACGCCAUGCUUGUCUACGCAGCAGGGUUUAAGAAUCCCACAGACUCGAAGUGGAGAGAGAACGCUCUCGACCAAGUCUAUGCCAUUGAUCUUCAUUCGAAGUUCGGCACAUUUGUCGGCGAGAAGGGCGAUGUGAAGAUCGAAGCCUUUGUCCCUCGAGUACUGGGCGAACGAGAUCAGCUACGUCUCGGAGCCAGCACUAGACACUAUGAAGUCAAAGUGGAUCAUGGGGCGGCCUUGGCUGAGCUGAAGAAAAUGGAGUACAAGUUGGACAAGGAAAUCAAGGAUAUGGGAGGGAAGAUCGAUAACCCGUUGAAGGAGGUCGAGGAAGAGCGGUCGAAGUCGAGUACGGUGUACAUGGGGAAUCUCUCUUACUCUUCGACCAAGGAGGAUAUUGAGAAAUUCUUCCAGCAAGAAGAUUUGCGAGUUUCCGGAGUGCGGCUGCCUGGAGGUGAAGAUAAAGUGGCAAGUCGAGGAUUCGCCUUCGUGGAAUUCUCUAGGGAGUCAGACAUGAGGAAUGCCAUAGCUUUGCUUGAUGGAGCCACCCUAGAUUCACGAAAGAUCAGACUGAAAGUAGCAGAGGAGAGACAGUCGAGGCCUCGAGAUGAGCGAAGAGGAGGAGGGGACCACUCCUCGCGUCGUCGAGAGCUUAGCUUCAAUGACAGAAGCCGUAGUCGACGGUAUAGUCGGAGCCGCAGUCGUGAGAGGCGUCGGAGGAGGUCCACAAGCAGGAGUAGAGACCGAAGGAGACGCAGCUCGAGCUGGAAUAGGGAACAUAGAAGUCGGAGUGAUCGUGAAACGAGGCAGCGGAGCCCAGGGCGGACAUCACACCGACGCGAUUAGUUUCUUCUCCUUGGC
Messenger RNA from Perkinsus marinus ATCC 50983, 4560 nucleotides. Its product is annotated as RNA and export factor binding protein, putative. Gene Ontology annotation, molecular function: protein binding; RNA binding. The coding region runs from base 1 to 4545 and encodes 1514 amino acids. The record is from RefSeq and is a predicted model, not a curated record. Lineage: Eukaryota; Perkinsozoa; Perkinsida; Perkinsidae. The transcript has 24 exons.